AUGGCUUGGGCGACCCGGGUUUGUGCGGAGUUGCUGAGGGGCGGGGUGUGGCUUUGGGUUUCCCCCGGGGAGGAGGAGCUUGUCUGCUGUGGGCGGAGCUGCGGGCGGGCCCGGCUCGGGCUGCGCGCAUCUGCCAGUCUCCCUUUUACCCUCUCUGCAGCAGCCAGCCUGAGCCAUGGGGCGUCGCUCCCUCCUGCUCCUGCUCCUGGCUUUCCUGACUCCUGGGGCCGCCACACCCGUACCGCCGGCCCUGAGGGCCCUCAGCAGCCUGCACUUGUCAACCAGCUUCAGAUCCCGUCCCGCUGUUGCCAUGAAGUACUCGAUUCACUACAUCCAACAGAAGUUUGCUUGGUUGAAGGUGGAUUGGAGAAGAAAGAAGAAUCAGAGGUUGAUCAUUUUGGAUUUCAUACUGAUAAAACUUUUAAACAACGGUACCUAAUAGCUGAUAAACAUUGGAAGGAAGAUGGUGGAUCUAUACUUUUCUACACUGGUAAUGAAGGGGACAUUAUCUGGUUUUGCAAUAAUACGGGGUUCAUGUGGGAUGUGGCUGAGGAACUGAAAGCUAUGUUGGUGUUUGCUGAACAUCGAUAUUAUGGAGAGUCCCUACCCUUUGGUGCCAACUCCUUCAAGGAUUCCAGACACUUGAAUUUUCUGACAACAGAGCAAGCUCUGGCUGAUUUUGCAACAUUAAUCAAAUACUUGAAAAGAACAAUCCCAGGAGCUAGAAAUCAACCUGUCAUUGCCCUAGGGGGCUCUUACGGUGGCAUGCUUGCAGCCUGGUUCAGGAUGAAGUAUCCUCAUUUGGUGGUUGGAGCUCUUGCAUCCUCUGCCCCCAUCUGGCAGUUUGAGAAUAUGGUACCUUGUGGUGUAUUUAUGAAGAUUGUAACUACAGAUUUUAGGAAAAGUGGCCCAAAUUGUUCAGAGAGUAUCCGCAGGUCCUGGGAUGCCAUUAGUCGACUCACAGAAAAGGGUACUGGCUUGCACUGGCUUUCUGAAGCCCUUCACUUAUGCACUCCAUUAACAGAAUCUCAGGAUGUUCAGCAUUUGAAAGACUGGAUCUCUGAAACCUGGGUGAAUCUGGCAAUGGUGGACUACCCUUAUGAGUCCAACUUUUUACAGCCUUUGCCUGCUUGGCCUAUCAAGGUAGUGUGCCAGUAUUUGAAAAAUCCCAAUGUAUCUGAUACAUGGCUGCUGCAGAAUAUUUUCCAAGCUCUGAAUGUAUAUUACAAUUAUUCGGGCCAGGCGAGAUGCCUGAAUAUAUCAGAGACAGCAACCAGCAGUCUGGGAGCCCUGGGUUGGAGCUAUCAGACCUGCACAGAAAUGGUCAUGCCCUUCUGUUCUAAUGGUAUUGAUGACAUGUUCGAACCUCACUCGUGGAACUUUAAGGAAUUUUCUGAUGACUGUUUUAAACAGUGGGGUGUGAAACCAAGGCCCUCUUGGAUCCCUACUAUGUAUGGAGGCAAAAACAUCAGUUCACACACGAACAUCAUUUUCAGCAAUGGUGAAAUAGACCCGUGGUCAGGAGGUGGAGUAACUAAGGAUAUUACAGACACCUUACUUGCGAUCGUCAUCCCAGAGGGAGCGCAUCAUCUAGAUCUCCGAGCCAACAAUGCCUUUGAUCCCGUCACUGUGCUAUUAGCCCGCUCCUUGGAAGUGAGACACAUGAAGCAGUGGAUCAAAGAUUUCUAUGCAAGUCUGGGAAAGAUGCACUGAGUAACGUUAGAUCAUUUUCAGUUUCUUCUUUUAAGUUCAUUCCACCCACACUUCCAUUCACUUUGGUUUUCUGUACAUAAUUACUUUCCCUUGUUUAUUAGAUUUGGUGUGGUGAAGGUUGAGACAGAAGAGAACGUGAUGGUGGUGAUAGCAGCCAUCCAAUGACCUGAGUCCUUGCCAUCUUUGUGCCACCUCCAGGAAGAAUUUCUUCAUGACAGCUUUCCCACACCAUCAGUGGCCUUGAUAACUAGAGCAGAGUAUUGACUGCCUUUCACAAGAGGGGGGAGUCACUUCCUUGGUUUCUCUGAAAGCAGGGAUUUAUUGGUUUCGAAGUUGAAGUCUCUUUGGCCCAUUUGUCACUAGCUCCUCUUCUACUUUCCCAAAAGGAAAAGCAGAAGAUAGAUAAAAAUGAUGUAAUUGCAGCUGGUAGGAAGGAUAUCCAGUGCCAAACCAGGAAAUGGGAACCAUUUCUUUUGUGCUUGAUUUAAUGACUUUGAACUGUGCUGUAAAUAAAGAAUAGGGCUGGACCUUAUACCUGUGUGUUGCUUCUGAAGCUCACUCCAGCUGUUGGGAAUGCUGUGUGCGCUGGGCUUGGCUGUUUUUGUAAAGUCCUUUAAUUUUCUCUCUUCUAUUUGGCAGCUUUUCUUAGUUCUGGGAUAUUUGCCACCAUGGUACUGCCAGUAAGAAAUCUGGCCUUUUUCUGCUCCAUUUCUCUUUGUUUCUGAGGUCAGUUUUGUGGUAGUUUGGUCAGGUUUUGCCAGUUUAGGAAAAUGACUCUGUUUUCCUUUUCUUUUUACAUCUGAGCAGGUUAUAUUCUGUGGUUACUGAUGAUACUUCAGUAAGAAGCCUUUAAAAACUGAUGAAUCAGCUAUUCAGAAGGCAAAAUAUAAUUAUGUUCAGCAUUUUGGUUUUUUAAUUUUAUUUUCUGGUGAUUGUUAUGCUGUCAUUAAAGCCAGAAGUGUCAGGACACUAAGAGGCAGGUGCACAAGAACUUUUCUGUAUGGCUUCCAAAAGACAAGCUGACUAAUUCAUGCAGGCAGCAUAUUUGACAUUAAUAAAUGGCUGAGCCAUUCCUAUUUCCAAGGGGUUGGCUUCUUUCAAGCAGUUCUUACACUGAGACCUUUCUUCAGAAGAGCUUUUCUAGGAUAACAAAUAGGGUUGGAUCAAAACCUUUCAGGGACAGAGAGAGAGACUAACAGUUUCUACUCUGUUGAAAGAUUUCUUUUCCCUUGUUUCCUUUUAUUUUCUCUCAGUUUUUUUUUUCUUCACUCUGCCUUGGGAACAUUUUCUGCUUUUUAAAAACUGUAUCUUGAGCUUGAGUAUUUCUAAAGCACUUAUUUUUUUUAUAAAAUGCAGAUAUAAUGUUCAUUCUCGGGUGGGAGACUGAAAUAUUCCCCUUACUUUCCCUGGCAUCUGGGAGAUACAGAAAAAUCUUUGUCUGGUUUCAGAAGCCUUCAGUUCUCAUUGUGAUAAGUUGUCCAUCAAAGCAUUUGGUCACUAUUUUCAUUUCAGCAUCAGAGAAAAGUCUGCUGGGGUGGGAAUUUAAGGGUCAAGACAAUACUAGUUUUUAUUCUUUGUCAACUAAGAAGUUAUAUAAUGCAGGGUUUAUGGGCUUAAUGGAGAAUAUUCUUACUAUUUAUUUUAGGCUAUAUUGAUUUUAGGAUAUUUUCAUUGAAACCUUUUUUACUUAAAAUCUUUAAAAUACUUUGCCACUUCAUUUAAUAUUGAUUGUUUGGAUGAGUUGCAUUUUUGUGAAGAGAAAAGUUGUCAAAAAAUGACUGUUUUUUAUGUACAUGUUUUUUCUAUGUACAUUUCAUGACAGAUAGCAACCUUAACUAAAGUUGGCCUAAUUAUAAUAUGCUAAAAUUUAAUUUUAAAUUGAAAAAUAAUUGAAGCAUCGAAUAAGCCUGAUUUAAAGCAUCCAUCUAAUUAUUAGAUGAUGCUUUUGAAGACCAGGAAAGAGAGACACAGAGAGUUGGAGUGUUUUUUAUUCUGUGUCUUUGUUACUCUAACUACCUAGAGUCAAUGGGCAGAACUAAAGAAAUUUAGAGAUCUUUCUUAAGGGAUCUGUAGAGUCAAGAGAUUAUCCAGAGGAGCCAAUGUCUAGUCUAGUAUAUUAGAGAGUUCUGAAGGCAACUCUGAUGUCAUCCAGUCCAACCACAUCAUUCGUAGGUGAUGGCAUUGUGGCCCACAGAGAAGGGACUUGUCUAAGGCCUCACAGCUCAUUUUUAGCAGAACCCAGCUUUGCAUCCAAGUUUGUUUGUUGUUGUUGUUUUGUUGCUUUCACUUUAUUGGUGUAGCUUAAAUCUUUGUUUGAAUUCAAGCAACAAAACCUCAUUAAACCAGCUUAAGCAAAAGAGGGAAUUUAUUGAAGCUAUGUAGUAAUAGCUACAGGACUUGGGUAAUGAGGAAUUGUGAAAGAAUGGAAUUAGGGUCUGGAAAGUCAUUAAAAGUCAAGACUGCUACUUUCUCUCGCUUACAGCAGAGGUCACCAGUUGUCAACCAGUGCAUACGAUUUGCUUCUCUUAUUUGUAGUUUGGUUAGCAGUCUAAAGUGUGCAUGUGCAUCAGAAUUACCCGAGGGGCUUGUUAAAACAUUGAUUGUUGAGCCCCAUCCCAGAGUUUGUAAUAAUAUGUCUUGGGGUGGAUCCUGAGAAGUUGCAUUUUUAACAAGUUUCCAGAUGACGCUGGGGAAUCACACCUUGAGCACCACUAGUUAAGAGAAUUCUGAAUUUGAAUUUCCUCAGACAAGGCAUGUGCCUUCAGUUCUCCUCACUCCUGUUGUCCUACCUGAUCCCAUUUGAGUAGGGGAGCCCUGCCGAACGCUUCCUUUCCCAUGGCUGCUUCAUCUCUGCAGAUCAGUUUCCUCUUCUCUGCUCACAAAAGGCCUGUGACGACUUCCCAGAAUGGUGUCCUCAGGCUCCUGAGGCUGCACCAUCUUGCAAGCCCACAACUCUCAGAUGGUUAGGGAGGGAUAAAAUCAUAAACGCAUGGCUUCAGAGACACACUAUUUAGGAUGAGGGUGGAGGAAGAGCAUCUCAAGCAAUUCAGUGUAUAUCUAUCAAACAGUGUUUCUUGGAACAUAGGUGUCACAAAAUGCCAAUGACUUACGUAAUAGAAAGAUCCAUAGUUAAGCAAGGUUGGAAAAUGAUGGGUUAAAGUUAAGUAGUUUUUUUUUAAAACUGUAAAUAUGCAGUGUGACUUUCCGAAAUGGUGAUCAAGAAUACAACUUUUGGGCUUCCCUGGUGGCGCAGUGGUUGGGAGUCUGCCUGCCGAUGCAGGGGAUACGGGUUCGUGCCCCGGUCCGGGAAGAUCCCACAUGCCGUGGAGCGGCUGGGCCCGUGAGCCAUGGCCGCUGAGCCUGCGCGUCCAGAGCCUGUGCUCCGCAAUGGGAGAGGCCACAACAGUGAGAGGCCUGCGUACCGCAAAAAAAAAAAGAAUACAACUUUUGCUUACAGAAAUGCUCUUACUUACAGAGCAUUUACAAGGCAUAAGAUGUUGUUCUGGAACCUGGAGGAUACAAUGGUGAAAAAGCAAACACAGUGUCUCUACUAAUAAGGUUUACAUUCCAGUGGGAGGAAGGCACGAAAUGUCAAAUUAUACAGACAGAGUGUACAAUUAUAAGUGUUAUGAAGAGUGGUGUUAUUAGGAAAUUUAGCAGGGAAUAGUCUGAGCUGGUCUGUGGGAGCAAGAGAAUGCUGUUCUGAGAGGUGAUGUUUUAGGUUAUCUAAACGGUAAAUGGGGGCUAUGCUAGAAGAGGAGUGGAGAAAACGGCAUGCGCAAAAGCCCCGAGUGUAGUAUACUCAAGGAACUGAAAGAAGGCCUCUGUAUGGGACAGCAGAUGACCACAUGACCACAGAGAAAGUGACAUAAGAUGAAUCUGGAGACCUGGGCAGGGAGGAAGCUCAUUCAAGUAGACCAUGAUAAGGAGUCUUUAUAAGGAAUGAAAAACCGUCGACUGUCCUUAUUCAGGGGAGUGACAUGAACAGAUUUUCAUUAAAAAGAUCACUCUGGCUAUAAAUUGUAGAGUGUAUUGGAGGGGGUAAGCAUGUAAUAUAGGAGGCCACAGUUGCAAUUGUCCAAGUAAGAGAAAGAGAGCUUUGACUAGGGUGGUAGAGGUGGAAAUGAGAAGUGGAUGAAUUUGAGAGAGAUUUGGUAAGGAAUGCCAGUGGGAUUUGGUGAUGAGUUUUAUAUGAGAUAUGAGUUGGGCAGGAGAUGUCAAGGUUGAUGAUUUCUGACUUGUGCGCUUGGAUAGAUGGUGGUGUCAUAAACUGGAAAGAAAGCCCCACUGGGUGACCAGGUUUGGCAGGAAGAUUAUGAGUUCAGUUUUGUCAUGCUGAGUUUUAUAUACUUUUGAAAUAACCAAGUGGAGCUAGCUGUCAAGUAGGACUGUUGGAUGUAAAGAUCUGUAACCCGGUCUGGGCUGGAGAGCCAUGGUCAAUAGAUGGUAAUCAAAGCAUGGGAUGUGAGCUCAAGGAACUAGUGUUCAGGAAAUAUACUUCAGGAGCUGCUACUAUACUGUACUUACCACAAUACAUUCUUAAGAAGACCCCAAACAUCCUAAUUCUCCUACAACUGUAGUACAUUUGACUCCACUGAGCCAACCCAUCACUUGAUCCCUGGUACAGCCUUUGCUAAAAAUUGGGAUCUACCUCUCUGCACUCAUUUCCCGUUCUUACUGCUGCCUUUGACUUUCCUAACAACCUGCACUUCAAACACAAAAAUUUCUGUUAUUCUAAAAUACUGUUCCUGGGCUUCCCUGGUGGCGCAGUGGUUAAGAAUCCGCCUGCCAAUGCAGAGGACACAGGUUCAAGCCCUGGUUCGGGAAGAUCCCACAUGCUGCGGAGCAACUAAGCCUGUGCGCCACAACUACUGAGCUUGCACUCUGGAGCCUGCAAUCCACAACUACUGAAGCCCACGUGCCACAGCUGCUGAAGCCCGUAGGCCUAGAGCCCGUACUCCACAAAAAGAGAAGCCACUUGCAAUGAGAAACCCACGCACCGCAACGAAGAGUAGCCCCCGCUCGCCACAACUAGAGAAAGCCUGUGCGCAGCAGUGAAGACCCAACACAGCCAAAAAUAAAUAAAAUAAAAAAUUAAUGUAUUUAUUUUAAAAAAUAAAUAAAAUAAAAUACUGCUUCUCUGUCUGA
Molecule: messenger RNA, 6861 nt
Organism: Lagenorhynchus albirostris (white-beaked dolphin)
Lineage: Eukaryota; Metazoa; Chordata; Mammalia; Artiodactyla; Delphinidae
Gene: PRCP
Product: prolylcarboxypeptidase
Exons: 10
Coding region: 1-1713 (570 amino acids)
Biological process (GO): negative regulation of systemic arterial blood pressure; regulation of blood vessel endothelial cell migration; angiogenesis involved in wound healing
Molecular function (GO): serine-type exopeptidase activity; dipeptidyl-peptidase activity
Source: RefSeq, a predicted model, not a curated record